CGUCGCGUCGUCCGUCCUCUUCUCCGCCACCCCAGCCAGACAACCAACCACGCGCCGCAUCAUACGAGACAUCACGAAACCACCGCCAUGAACGGCCACUUCGCCGCCGUCGACAACGGCAACGGGUCGUCGCCCGACAGCAACGCCCACAACUUUGAACACGGUAUCCAGGUCAUCAACGAGGACAAGCAAUACAACACCAACCUCAAUGAGUACCUCAACGAGACACACGUUGCCGAGGCCGGCUUCAACUACCACCUCAUCUCCGUCUUCGGCUCCCAGUCCACUGGCAAGUCAACCCUCCUGAACCACCUGUUCGGCACCCAGUUCAGCGUCAUGUCCGAGCGAGAGCGUCGCCAGACUACAAAGGGCAUCUGGAUGUCCAAGAACAAGAACGAGGGAAAGAUGGCCGACAACAUCCUGGUCAUGGACGUCGAAGGCACCGAUGGUCGCGAGCGUGGCGAGGACCAGGAUUUUGAGCGCAAGAGUGCCCUCUUCGCCCUUGCUACGAGUGAGGUCUUGAUCGUCAACAUCUGGGAACACCAGGUUGGUCUGUACCAGGGCGCAAACAUGGGCCUGCUCAAGACUGUUUUUGAGGUCAAUAUGCAGUUGUUCUUGAAGGAUAAGCAAAACCAAACCCGCUCCCUCCUCUUCUUCGUUAUCCGCGACCAUAUCGGCGUCACCCCUCUCGCAAACUUGCGCAACACCUUGAUCCAGGAUCUGACCCACAUCUGGUCCUCCAUCUCCAAGCCCGCCGGCCUCGAGAACUCCAAGAUCGAGGACUACUUCGACUUUGCCUUUGCCGCCCUCCCGCACAAAAUCCUGCAACCCGAUAAGUUCAUCUCCGAGGUUCAGAAACUCGGCUCCCGCUUUAUUGCCGGCCACCGCAACAAGGACUCAGAUGCCACCGACGACCAAGAACUCACCGGUGGCGUCUUCCUCCCCGAAUACCAUCGCCGUAUCCCUGCCGACGGCCUCUCCAUCUACGCCGAGGGCAUCUGGGACCAGAUCGUCUCCAACAAGGAUCUCGACUUGCCCACGCAACAAGAACUUCUCGCGCAGUUCCGCUGUGACGAGAUUGCGCGCGAGGUGCAAAUCGCCUUUGACGCCGCCAUUGCUCCCCUCGAAGAACAACAGGCCGAGUCCACCCGCGCCGGCAAGCCCGCCGUCCUUCCCGAUCUCGGUCAAAUCGGCGCCGAGGCCCGUGAGAAGUGCGUCAAGAACUUUGAGACUCAGGCCUCCCGCUACCACAAGGGCGUGUACACCACGAAGCGCGCCGAGCUCGAAGACAAAAUCGACAACCGCCUCAAGGCUCUUUACCAAGCCCAUCUCACCGCCGCUCACAAGGCGGGCGUGACUGCCUUCUCCGAUGCCGUCACCAACGCUGUCAAGGCAGGGCAAAAGGCGGGCGGUGCUUACGAGUUCGCCGAGAUUGUCGAGAAGCAAAAGACCAAGACUCUUGAAAUUUUCAAGAAGGAGGCGCAGUCCCUCGCCAUCCCCGGAGUGGCCUGGUCCAACUUCAAGCCACAGUACCUCAUCUUUGAAAAGGAGCUCGACGAAGUCUCUGCGCGCUUGCGCAAGGAGGAGAUGCGCCGCUUGGCGAUUCGUGUAGAGCGGUGGGUCAAGUCCCGCCUAGGCGACGCGAUUGGGCUGGAAUUCAACAAGCUCGGGUCCGGUCGUGGUGGGUCUGGUGCUCCGGAGUCUGGUGAGAAACCCGCUACCGAGAAGGACAUUUGGGAUCGUGUAUGGAAGGCCUUUAUCAGCAUUGUGGGUGAAGCCGAGAGCAGGUUUACCGAUCGCGCCAAGAGCUUCGAAGCUAGCGACGAUGAAGUCCAAGUCGGCCUCUGGCGCCUCCGCCGCAAGUCGUGGGUCGCGCUGCGCGAGAAGAUCGAAGAAGAAGUAAUGGAGUCCAACAUUCUCAUGAAGCUUCGCGAAAACUUCGAAGACAAGUUCCGCUACGACGAAGAUGGAGUGCCACGCAUUUGGCGGCCGUCGGAUGACAUUGAAGGGAUUUACACGCGCGCGCGCGAGUCGACGCUCGGUCUCGUCCCGCUGCUAUCCCGCUUCCGCCUGACAUCCACCAGUGCCCCUCCGGAUUUGAUCGAGUUUGUCGGUCCCCAACCGCACGGCGUCGAGCCAGGUGAUGAAGAGGACCUGACGCCGAUUGGUGGCGUUGACGAGGACGAGGGUAAGUCCCUCGAGGAGGAGACGACGAUUUUGAGCGAGCCCAAGAAGCAGGAUUUGGUGGUGAGGUUUAAGAAGAUGGCAGAUGGAGUGUAUGUUGAAGCCAAGAGGAGCGCGAUUGGCGGGAUCACGCAGGUGCCGCUCUACUUUUAUGCUGUGUUGUUGGUGCUGGGUUGGAACGAGUUCGUUAUGGUCCUCCGUAACCCGAUCCUCUUUCUCCUCCUCCUGCUUAUCAGCGGCGGCACCUACGUCGCCUACAGCCUCAACCUCCUUGGGCCAAUGAUGCAGAUGGCCAAUGCCGCUUCCAGACAAGGCAUGGAGAUCGGCAAGGCCAAGUUGAGGGACUUUUUGGAGAACCACGAGGGAGCCAGGGGGGCUUUGGGGAUGCCUCCAAAGAACGCCCAGAGAGUUGAGAGUGGAAUCAGUAUGGAUACGCUGGAUAGCAACGGCAAGAGGAAGGAGACAGGGCUGGGGGCUGAGGAUGACAUCUAGGUGAUAUCGGAGAGGUAAAUCCUGUUCGGAAGGAAACAAGUGGGGAGAAAAAGGAGUUGAGUGUACCGAGUUACAGCCAGCAAGCGGAUGAUCACCUGUUGUGGGAGUGUUAGUGCCUGGGUGGGUUGGUAUGGUAUAGAAAGCUAUAAAGUCACUUUAUGUUGUUGUUUACCUAGAUAUAGGAGUUGCCAUCCUUUUUUGGUAUAUCAUUUGGGUUCAUUUAACGUCUAGUCUACACGUCCCUCACAUCUCCAGUUUCGAGACUGAGCUUCCGGCCUUCCCAGCUUGUGACUGAACAUGCCAGUUGGUGCCCUCAGGAGAGCCUGGC
Molecule: messenger RNA, 3004 nt
Organism: Neurospora hispaniola
Lineage: Eukaryota; Fungi; Ascomycota; Sordariomycetes; Sordariales; Sordariaceae
Product: root hair defective 3 GTP-binding protein
Exons: 3
Coding region: 88-2676 (862 amino acids)
Biological process (GO): endoplasmic reticulum membrane fusion
Cellular component (GO): endoplasmic reticulum
Molecular function (GO): GTPase activity; GTP binding
Source: RefSeq, a predicted model, not a curated record